Molecule: messenger RNA, 3258 nt
Organism: Diplodia corticola
Lineage: Eukaryota; Fungi; Ascomycota; Dothideomycetes; Botryosphaeriales; Botryosphaeriaceae
Product: atp-dependent helicase nam7
Exons: 2
Coding region: 1-3258 (1085 amino acids)
Biological process (GO): nuclear-transcribed mRNA catabolic process, nonsense-mediated decay
Cellular component (GO): cytoplasm
Molecular function (GO): ATP hydrolysis activity; zinc ion binding; ATP binding
Source: RefSeq, a predicted model, not a curated record
AUGGAGGGCGCCUUUACUCACCUGGGCAACCACCUGGUUUCCGACUCGGCCUCCACCAUCAACGCCGGCGACGAUGAGAGCAUCCUGGAUGGCGAUCUUGGCCGCUCCAACCUUAACGGCCGCCGGCGCCGCCUUGACGACGACGAGGAUGGCGACACCUACGAUGAAGAUGACAUGGAGAGCAUGGCCAGCAUGCAGGUUGGCGGCAAACAGCAGAAGCCCGAUGAGGAUGUUGAGCUGCCCUCUCAUGCUUGCGCCUACUGCGGCAUCCACAACCCCAGCAGUGUCAUCAAGUGCCUGAGCUGCAGCAAGUGGUUUUGCAGCGCCCGUGGCAACACGUCUUCUUCCCACAUGAUCAACCAUCUUGUCCGCUCCCGCCACAAAGAGGUCCAGCUCCACCCCUCGUCUUCGCUCGGCGACACUGUAUUGGAGUGCUACAACUGUGGGACUAAAAACGUCUUUCUUCUUGGCUUCAUUCCAGCCAAAUCCGACACCGUUGUCGUCCUUCUGUGCCGCCAGCCAUGCGCCGCCAUGCCUUCUUCUAAGGACAUGAAUUGGGAUACCUCGCGCUGGCAGCCAUUGAUUGAGGACCGCACGUUCCUCCCGUGGCUCGUUUCCCAACCCUCGGACCAGGAACAGCUCCGCGCCCGCCACCUGAGUCCCCAGAUGAUUGCUAAACUGGAGGAAAUGUGGAAGGACAACAGUAAUGCCACUAUCGCGGAUUUGGAGAAAGGAGCUGGAGUUGACGAUGAGCCCGCGCCGGUCUUGCUCCGCUACGAUGAUGCCUACCAGUACCAGAACGUUUUCGGUCCGCUGGUCAAGAUCGAGGCCGAUUACGACCGCAAGCUGAAAGAGUCGCAGUCUCAGGAUGGUCUUAUUGUGCGCUGGGACUAUGGUUUGAACAAUAAGCACUUGGCAAGUUUCACGCUGCCGAAACUGGAAUUGGGAGAUGUGAAGCUUGCCGUGGGAGACGAGAUGCGGCUGCGCUACACUGGUGAACUCAGGCCGCACUGGGAAGGCGUGGGAUACGUGAUCAAGAUUCCCAAUAACCAGUCCGAUGAGGUUACGAUUGAGCUGCGUACCAAGGGAGACCACAAAUCAGUCCCUACUGAGUGCACUCAUAACUUCACCGCCGACUAUGUCUGGAAGGCCACUUCCUUUGACCGCAUGCAGCAUGCCAUGAAGACCUUCGCUAUUGACGAAAUGAGCGUCUCUGGUUACAUUUUCCACCGUCUCCUGGGCCAUGAGGUUGCCGCCGCUCCUAUGAAGACUCAGCUUCCACGCAAGUUCAGUGUUCCUGGACUCCCGGAGCUCAACGGUUCUCAGAUCAAUGCUGUGAAGAGCGUUCUGCAGAAACCUCUGAGCUUAAUCCAGGGUCCCCCCGGUACGGGCAAAACGGUUACUUCGGCCACUAUCAUCUACCACUUGGCCAAGAUCAACGGUGGCCAGGUCCUCGUUUGUGCGCCGUCUAACGUUGCUGUGGAUCAACUCUGCGAACGUAUCCAUCGUACUGGCCUCAAGACCGUUCGGGUUACCGCAAAGUCUAGGGAAGAUGUCGAGUCACCUGUUGGAUUCCUUUCCCUCCACGAACAGGUUCGCAUGAACGACACGAACGUCGAGCUCAACAAAUUGAACCAGCUGAAGAGCGAGCUGGGCGAACUGUCUAGCCAGGAUGAAAAGAAGUUCAAGCAACUGACCCGUGCUGCUGAGCGGGAAAUAUUGACCAAUGCCGACGUCAUUUGCUGCACUUGCGUCGGUGCCGGUGACCCGCGCUUGGCCAAGUUCAAGUUCCGCACUGUGUUGAUCGACGAGUCAACCCAAUCUGCUGAGCCUGAGUGCAUGAUUCCGCUCGUUUUGGGCUGCAAGCAGGUUGUCUUGGUUGGCGAUCACCAGCAGCUUGGGCCCGUCAUUAUGAACAAAAAGGCCGCCAAGGCUGGUCUGAACCAGUCCCUCUUCGAGCGUCUUGUUAUUCUCGGUUGCGCCCCGAUUCGUUUGCAGGUGCAAUACCGUAUGCAUCCCUGCUUGUCCGAUUUCCCUUCGAACAUGUUUUACGAGGGCUCCCUGCAGAACGGUGUCACGCGGGAGUCGCGGAUGCGCAAGGAGGUCGACUUCCCCUGGCCGGUCGUUGACAGCCCGAUGAUGUUCUGGUCUAACUUGGGCAAUGAGGAAAUCUCCGCCUCUGGAACAUCCUACCUGAACCGUACCGAAGCAGCGAACGUUGAAAAGAUCGUCACGCGCUUCUUCAAGGCUGGUGUCAAGCCCCAGGACAUCGGUAUCAUUACUCCGUACGAGGGUCAGCGCAGCUAUGUCGUGCAGUCCAUGCAGGCGAACGGUACUUUCAAGAAGGAGAACUACAAGGAGAUCGAGGUUGCUUCCGUUGAUGCGUUCCAGGGCCGUGAGAAGGACUUCAUCGUUCUCUCUUGCGUACGCUCCAACGACCACCAAGGAAUCGGUUUCUUGAGCGACCCGCGCCGUCUCAACGUGGCUCUCACUCGUGCCAAGUACGGUCUUGUCAUUCUGGGCAACCCAAAGGUUUUGUCGAAGCACCCUCUGUGGCACUUCCUCCUUCUGCACUUCAAGGAGCGCAACUGUCUGGUCGAGGGCCCUUUGAACAACCUUCAGACUUCCCUGUUGCAAUUCAGCCGUCCCAAGACCAGCUACCGCGGCCCCCAACGUUACCAGAUGGCGUUCCAACAUGCUUCGAACAUGACGUCUAGCCGCAAUGUCAACGGCAACAAGGGCCGUCAGGAGUACACGGACAAUGGCUCCAUUGUUGGAUACAUUCCCGAUGACGUUUCCUCGGUCCACUCCUCUGCGCUUGGUGGGGUUGGGGUCAGCUCCAACUAUCCUCCUAUGUUCUCUGGCUUCACCGAUUCCUGGCCGACGCUACCUGGCGCACGCAACACCCCCGGUCCCGGAGGAAGGCCCAAUGGAAAGAGCCCGGGUGCUGCUAGCAGUGUUGCUGGUGAAUCGAUCGCGGCAUCGGAACUCACCGACACCAAUGGCAGCAUUGUCGACAGCAAGGGUGGAGUUGGUCAGGGUGGAGUUAGCCUUGCAGGACUCAGCCUCAACGACAUCGGAAAGCCGACUUCGCUCUCUCAGUCGGAUCGCCUCAAGCGCUACGUUGAAUCGAGCGGACAGCCUGGCCCCGUUGGUUACGGCCGUGGAGCUGGUGGCCGGGCCUUCCCCGAGGACGACGACGCUCGUAGCGUGUCUACCGCUUUCGCCAGUCAGAUUGGCUUAGGAAGCUAUGACUGA